CUCAUCGCGUCGUUCAGUCACAGACACGGCUCAAAAGUUCCAUCUGCGUGUGUUACACGCCAGCAGAGUGGCCCCGGGUUUUGGGGCCCGUAUCCUUUGACCCUAUCAUAAAGGUUCUUACGCUCAAAAUCAAUACAUGUUCACAGCACGCAACACAUCAAGCACAAGCACAAUACCACAACGCAGCACAAUCGCGACGGUUCCAUAAAGUUUCUCGGCAACCAGCAGCGCUUCUAACCCACGUUGUUCUAGGCUCAAUUGAUGAUGUCUGCCACAUUGCUGUGUCGGAGCCGAUUUGCUUUCGGCGCUGCAAGGCCGAGGGCAGUCGGAGCGAGCACGCCAGCAUAUGCGAAGCCGCUCCAGCUUACGCGGCAAGCACCACGCCGAAACGGGCCCGUCUCCGCGGCGCCGCAGGGCCCACGAGGCCCAACUGACGGCGACGACGCGCCGCUGUGGCAGCAGCUGGUGUUCGGCGUGGCCGCGGGCGUGGGGCUGGGCUGGCUGGUGGCUGUUGGCACGGCCGUGGCCAACAACGCCUCCGGCGCCGGCGCCCUGGCCGACCCCGCCGUGGUGGGCCCCUCCGCCGACACGCUGCUGUCGGCCGGCCCCGACUUCUCAUUCACGUCGCUUCUGCUGUUCACUAUGUGCGGCUACUGGCUGCUUAAGUCGCUGUCGUACCUGAGCCAGAACCCGCUGGAUGGCCCGGACGCCAAGAACGGCGGCGACCAGAACCAGCAGCAGCAGCAGCCCCCGCCCAAGGAGGGCUCGGGCUCGCGGCUCACGGACAUGGGGCACGCCCCCAUCCGCUCCGAGGUCAACAGCGCGGUGCCGGCCUCGGGCAGUGACGCGGACGCACGCGGCCUGCGCAACACCUCGCUAGCGCGCAGUGCGGCCUACCGCGUGUCGGCGGCGGUCAGGGAGGCUGUGCCCCGCAUCCACGCGCUGGUGGAGGAGCUGGCCGGCCCCGCCGCCGCCUGGCCGCCCGCCGGCCCGCCCCGCCACGCUGACGUGGACUACCUGGUCAACAUGGUGUACAGCCGCGUGACGGCGGAGCGCAGUGCCAAGGCCCCCACUGGCGACAGCUCGCUGUGCCCCCGCGAGCGCGCGGCCCUGGAGCGGGCGUUGCUGGAGGAGGUGGCGGAGCGCACAGCGGCGGAGCAGGUGGCGGAGUUCGUGCGCCUGGCCGCCGCCGGGCAGCUGCACCCGCGCGCGCCCAGCAGCGGCGGGGCCGGCCUGCCGCCGUCGCAGGCGGCGCACUAGGAGGCCAGUGCGGUUAGGAAGAGGGGGGCGAGGGCCCGGAUGGGCGGGGCACAUGGGGAUGCACGUGGGGGCGCAGGUGGGGUGAUUGGCGCCUUGUGGUGGGGGGCGGAGGGUGGCCGGCCCAGGCUGUGGUGAGCAUAAGGAAGAAGCAGUGGGGAUGCCAUACAGUGGAAAAGGCGCGUAGGGUGCCAGCUGGGCAGGUGGGGCGCCGGCGCCGGGCGGCUGAGUUGUGAACACGAGGUCACAUUGAUCUAAUUCACAGGUGUUGAUGUACGCAUUGUAUAGCAGGACCGUGGAGAUGCUAAAAGUAGGCCAUGGCAGCGGCGUCAGCUGGCGGCUCGGCGAGUCUGCAGGGCACUCCGGCGGUCGGCGCCUUUCGCCACGGGUUGUGACUUGUGAGGCUAUCGCUACGGUAGUAUGUGAUGAUGUUGCAUAACGUGCACAGCCAGGCCAACCGGCUGUUGGUUGGCUGUGUUUGGACACAUGUUGCUUACCUGCACCGCGCUCUGUACGGAGAAACACAGGCGUGUAUCAACGGUAAUUGCUAGUGAGUAGUAAGCACGUGCACUUUCUUUGCCUGCUGAUUUUGUUUUGCUGCGUAAACGAGUCCUAUAGUACAUGGAAGGACAAAGCACUUCUGUUUGAUUGAGCCGGCGUAUGUCGACCUAGGCCAUCAUGCUAUCAGAGCGCUUUGCAAUGCCAGGCAGUCGCAUUAUGAUGGCCGCAUUAUGCCGGAUGCCUUGAUACUAGAGAGGGGGCAGGCCGCCGCAAGUGCACUCAAGAGUGUGCUGCCUGCUGCGUGUGGCCUAGCUGGUCGGCUGAUUGAGGGCAGGCUGCUGAGAGGCGCUGCCGGGCGUGUGCAGUCGGGGGAAAGCAAAGUAAAGGAUAAGGGUAGCACAGGUAUCACUGUUGUAAGUUCCCUUGAGGUGCUCGCGUGUACUUGUCUGGGGCGCCGCGGACAUAUUAACUGGGAUCGUGUCUCAGAAGCCCUUCACCUCACACAAUGUAUAUGGUACAUCAGGCUGAUGUCAAACUGACAGUCUCA
Chlamydomonas reinhardtii is the source of this 2305-nucleotide messenger RNA. RefSeq lists its product as uncharacterized. The transcript has 7 exons. The record is from RefSeq and is a predicted model, not a curated record. Lineage: Eukaryota; Viridiplantae; Chlorophyta; Chlorophyceae; Chlamydomonadales; Chlamydomonadaceae. The coding region runs from base 265 to 1260 and encodes 331 amino acids.